This is a messenger RNA of Eublepharis macularius, 711 nucleotides long. RefSeq names its product synaptophysin like 1 (gene SYPL1). The record is from RefSeq and is a predicted model, not a curated record. NCBI's taxonomy places the organism in Eukaryota, Metazoa, Chordata, Lepidosauria, Squamata, Eublepharidae. The coding region runs from base 1 to 711 and encodes 236 amino acids. Gene Ontology annotation, cellular component: synaptic vesicle; synaptic vesicle membrane. The transcript has 5 exons.
AUGAAUGACUUCCACCUGGAUCUUAGCCCCCUCAAGGAGCCGUUGGGUUUCAUCAAGCUCCUUGAAUGGCUUUUUUCUAUCUGUGUGUUUGGAACAUGUGGCAGCUAUAGUGGGGUAACCACAAUACUAGUUUCCUGUGGAGAGCUUGUGAACAGAACAGUUACUGCUGCUUUUGCUUAUCCUUUCAGACUGAAUGAAGUUAAAUUCACUUCUCCAGAUCCAACUCAAUGUGGAGGCACUUGGGCUGACUUCUACCUUGUGGGCAACUUCUCCACAACUGCACAGUUCUUUGUAACACUGGCUGUGUUAAUAUUCUUGUACUGCAUGGCAGCUCUUGUGCUCUAUCUUGGUUAUAUGCACUUGUAUCAGAAUAUUGGUACACUUCCAAUGAUGGAUUAUUUCUUCACUCUCUGUGCUGCUUUCCUGUGGUUGGUCAGCACUGCUGCCUGGGCAAAGGCCCUUGUGGAUAUCAAAGUGUCGACUGGUCCCCGCAUUGUCGGAGAAAUGUCUUCUUGCAAACUACCAGGCUCUUCCUGUGUCUUUGCUUCUGUUACCAGCAUGAAAAGUUUAAAUGUGUCUGUGGUGUUUGGCUUGGUCAACAUGAUUCUGUGGGGAGGAAAUGCUUGGUUUGUACAUAAAGAAACAAGCCUGCAUAAGCCAAGUAAUAAUUCCCCAAACUCCGGUCUGUAUCCACCUGCAUCGGGAAUCUAA